AUGAGCGAUCUACCAAUUGAAUUCACAGAAUUGGCUGAUCUUACGUCCUUGGGUAUCUCCCCUCAGUCCCUGGACUUUAGGUCAACCACUUUUGAAAGUGACCACUAUGUCACCGUUAGAGAGGUCCAAAACGGCGCCAAUUCGGUCGCCAUUAUUGAUUUGGCUAACGGUAAUCAAGUAACAAGGAAAAACAUGGGUGGUGAUUCAGCCAUAAUGCAUCCCUCGCAAAUGGUCAUAUCGGUGCGGGCUAAUGGCACAAUUGUUCAAAUCUUCAACCUGGAGAACAAAUCAAAGUUAAAAUCGUUCACUUUGGAUGAACCGGUCCUUUUCUGGAAGUGGUUGGAUGAUGAGACGUUAGGUUUCGUUACCGCAAGAUCGAUCAUGACAUGCGACGUUUUCGAUGGGAAUGUCAAUGGCAAGCCUGUAUUGUUGACCCAACGGCACGUAAGCUUGAACAAUACUCAGAUCAUCAAUUUUGUUUCGAACAAAAAGAAGGACUGGUUUGCCGUUGUUGGUAUUCUCCAGGAUAAUGGCCGCAUCGCAGGUAAGAUUCAGCUAUAUUCAAAGCAGCGUAACAUCUCCCAAGCGAUUGAUGGUCACGUCGCUAUGUUCGCAAGCAUUCUUUUGGAUGGAAAUGCUGCACCAGUGCAAGUAUUUGUUACUGGUAAUAGAAGCGUAACUUCAAGCGCAGGUGAGCUGAGGAUUAUUGAGAUCGAUCACGAUAAUUCUCUACCUACUACCUAUCAAAAGAAGAAUGUUGAGAUCUUCUUUCCUCCCGAUGCAACAAAUGACUUCCCAAUUGCGGUACAAAUCUCAGAAAAAUACGGGGUUAUCUACCUACUGACCAAAUAUGGGUUCAUUCACUUAUAUGAAUUAGAGACCGGUACAAAUCUUUUCGUCAAUAGAAUUACGGCGGAGUCCGUUUUCACUGCUACUUCAUACGACAAUAAGAACGGUAUUGCAUGUAUCAACAAAAAGGGUCAGGUGUUGGCCGUUGAGAUAGCCACCACUCAGAUCGUGCCAUACAUUCUGAAUAAGCUGUCAAAUGUUUCAUUAGCUCUAACUGUGGCUUCUAGAGGUGGUCUACCAGGUGCAGAUGAUCUUUUUCAAAAACAGUUUGAUUCAUUGCUAAAUCAAGGAGAUUAUCAAAAUGCUGCAAAGAUUGCGGCAUCUUCGGAUCAGCUUAGAAACCAAAACACAAUCAAUAGAUUGAAAAACGUUCAAGCAGCUCCAGGAGCUAUAUCCCCAAUCCUGCUGUAUUUUUCAACCCUUUUGGACAGAGGUAAGCUGAAUAAAUAUGAAACGAUCGAGUUAGCAAAACCAGUACUACAACAAGACAGAAAGCAACUAUUCGAAAAAUGGCUGAAAGAAGAUAAACUUGAAUGCUCCGAAGAACUAGGUGAUGUUGUCAAACCAUUUGAUGUCACUCUAGCUCUUGCUUGUUACUUGAGGGCUAACUCUCAUGCUAAAGUGGUUUCAUGUUUAGCAGAAUUGCAGCAGUUUGAAAAAAUUGUUCCAUACUGUCAAAAAGUCAACUUUCAGCCAAACUUCCUCGUCCUUAUCUCUUCCCUAAUAAGAUCUUCUCCAGAUCGGGCGUCUGAGUUUGCGAUUUCUCUAUUGCAAAAUGCCGAAACAGCCUCACAGUUAGAUAUCGAGAAAAUUGCAGAUCUUUUCUUCUCACAGAACUAUAUCCAGCAAGGUACCUCUCUUCUUUUGGAUGCUUUGAAGGGCGACACGCCGGAUCAAGGCCAUUUACAAACGCGGGUGCUAGAGGUAAACCUGCUACAUGCACCUCAAGUUGCUGAUGCCAUUCUUGGGAAUAACAUCUUCUCCCACUAUGAUAAGCCUACCAUUGCCUCGCUUUCAGAAAAGGCUGGUUUGUAUCAGAGGGCUUUGGAAAACUACACAGACAUAAGAGACAUCAAAAGAUGCAUUGUUCACACAAGCGCUUUGCCCAUUGAUUGGCUUGUGGCAUAUUUUGGGAAGCUGAACGUCGAGCAGUCGCUAGCUUGCUUAAGAGCUUUGUUGGAUAACAAUCUGCAGGCUAACAUGCAGAUUAUUGUUCAAGUUGCUACAAAGUUUUCAGAUUUGAUCGGUUCCUCCGUUCUAAUCAAGCUUUUUGAAGAAUUUAAAGCAACGGAAGGGCUCUAUUACUAUCUUGCGUCACUCGUCAACUUGACAGACGAUAAAGAUAUUGUUUACAAAUACAUCGAGGCCGCCGCUAAAAUGAACCAGUUCAAGGAAAUCGAGAGAAUCGUCAAGGACAACAACGUCUAUGAUCCAGAAAGAGUGAAGAACUUUUUAAAGGAUGUUCGAUUGGAAGACCAAAUACCAUUAAUAAUCGUUUGCGACCGUUUCAACUUCGUCCACGAAUUAGUGCUGUACUUGUACAAGUCGCAUAACAUGAAAUUUAUUGAGGCGUAUGUGCAGCAAGUUAACCCAUCAAGAGCUCCUCAGGUCGUGGGUGCUUUGCUUGAUGUUGAUUGUGAUGAGAAAUUCAUCAAGGAUCUCUUGCAAUCUGUUCUAGGUCAAGUUCCGAUAAACGAGCUAACUGAUGAAGUAGAAAAGAGAAAUAGGUUGAAGAUCCUGUUGCCCUUCCUAGAAGGUACUUUGUCGCAAGGUGUUCAAGACCAAGGUGUGUAUAAUGCUUUGGCCAAGAUCUACAUUGACUCAAACAAUUCUCCAGAAAAGUUCUUGAAGGAGAAUGAUCAAUAUGACACAAUUAAUGUCGGUCGUUACUGUGAAAAAAGAGAUCCGUAUUUGGCUUAUAUUGCUUAUGAAAAGGGUUCGAAUGAUGGAGAUUUGGUCAGAAUCACUAAUGAGAACAGCAUGUACAAAUAUCAAGCCAGGUACUUAUUGAAACGCUCUGAUCCGAAUUUGUGGAACGCUGUUCUAUCAGAUGACAAUAAUCACAGGUCGCAGUUGGUAGACGCCGUCAUUGCAGUUGGAAUUCCGGAGUUGACCGACCCAGAACCUGUUUCUUUGACAGUCCAAGCUUUUAUGGCCAAUGGCCUCAAGUUGGAGUUGAUCGAGCUAUUGGAGAAAAUAAUUCUCGAGCCAUCACCUUUCAGUGAUAAUGUGGCAUUGCAAGGUCUUUUAUUAUUGUCAGCAAUCAAGUACGAACCAACUAAGGUGGCCAGUUACAUCGAAAAGCUAGAAAACUACGAUGCCGAUGAAAUCGCCCCACUAUGUAUCGAGAACGGGUUGAAUGAGGAAGCUUUUGAAAUAUAUCAGAAGCAUGCGAAGCACGACAAAGCUUUGAAGGUUUUAGUCGAGAAUGUUAUGUCUUUGGAUAGGGCUCAGGAAUACGUUGAUAAGAUCAACAGUCCCGAGCUUUGGUCUCAACUCGGAACUGCCCAGUUGGAUGCCUUGCAAGUUUCUGCUGCUAUCGAAUCAUACAUUAGGGCUGAAGAUCCGUUCAACUAUGAGAACGUCAUUGAGGUUGCUGAACAGGCCGGGAAUUUCGAAGAAUUGAUCCCAUAUUUGAUCAUGGCAAGAAAGACUUUGAAAGAGCCCAAAAUUGAUGGUUCUCUUAUCUUGGCGUAUGCUGAAUUGGGCAAAGUUCAUGAGAUUGAGAACCUGCUUUCAACCUCAAACGUUGCAAACCUGGAGCAAGUUGGUGACAAACUGUUAGAGAAUCAGGAUUAUAAAGCCGCUAAGUUGUGCUAUUCGAGUGUCUCAAAUUACUCUAAACUGGCUUCAACUUUGGUUUUCCUGGAGGAUUAUCAGGCUGCCGUUGACACAGCAAGGAAAGCAUCCAACAUAAGAGUGUGGAAAUUUGUCAAUGCGGCUUGUAUCAAAAAGAAGGAAUUUAGAUUGGCCCAGAUUUGUGGCUUAAAUCUAAUUGUGCAUGCUGAGGAGCUUGAUGAAUUAGUUGAAAUUUAUGAAUCCGGUGGGUAUUUUGAGGAACUCAUCUCCUUAUUUGAAGCCGGUCUUGGUCUUGAAAGAGCUCAUAUGGGUAUGUUUACCGAGUUGGCUAUUCUUUACUCCAAAUAUGAACCAAAAAAAACAUUUGAACAUUUGAAACUGUUCUGGUCGAGAAUUAACAUACCAAAAGUCAUCAGAGCUGUGGAGGAUGCGCAUCUGUGGGAUGAACUUGUUUUCUUGUAUGCUCACUAUGACGAAUGGGAUAACGCCGCUUUAACUAUCAUCGAGAAGUCUGCGGACAAUUUGGAUCAUUCUUAUUUCAAGGAGGUCAUCGUGAAGGUCUCGAAUUUAGAAAUCUACUACAAAGCUAUCAACUUCUACGUGACAGAACAUCCAUCCCUUCUAGUCGAUCUAUUAGCUGUAUUGUCCCCAAGAUUGGACAUUCCUAGAACAGUAAGGAUAUUCUCCAAGUCCGACAAUCUGCCAUUGAUCAAACCUUUCUUGAUCAACGUAUUGCCGAAGAAUAACUCCGUUGUGAAUCAAGCCUACCACGACCUGAUGAUUGAGGAAGAAGACUACAAAGCUCUACAGAGUGCUGUCGACUCAUUCGAUAAGUUUGACCAACUAGGUCUCGCUGCAAGACUCGAAUCUCAUGAUAUUAUUUUCUUUAAGAAGAUUGCCGCAUUGUUGUACCGCAGGAACAAAAAAUGGGCCAAGAGUUUGGCAAUUCUGAAAAAUGAAAACCUAUGGAAAGAUGCCAUCGAAACUGCCGCUAUUUCCGGAGACGCUAAAGUUGUGGAAGAUUUGUUAGUAUAUUUUGUUGAGCAAGACAACAAGGAGGCCUUUAUUGCUUUACUAUACACUGCAUACAACCUGGUCAGAUAUGAAUUUGUGCUGGAGCUCUCAUGGCUACAUUCAUUGGAAGAUUUUAUCAAACCUUACGAGAUAUCUGUCAAGAAAGAGCAGUAUGACACGAUUGAAAAGCUCUCUAAAAAGCUAGCCAGCGAAUCGGUUGAUUCGGAGGGCACUGAAGGACAACCAUUAAUGUUGACAAAUGGCUCGUUGGGUUUUCAGCAAACAGGUUUUUAA
Molecule: messenger RNA, 4956 nt
Organism: Torulaspora globosa
Lineage: Eukaryota; Fungi; Ascomycota; Saccharomycetes; Saccharomycetales; Saccharomycetaceae
Gene: CHC1
Product: clathrin heavy chain
Exons: 1
Coding region: 1-4956 (1651 amino acids)
Biological process (GO): Golgi to endosome transport; intracellular protein transport; receptor-mediated endocytosis
Cellular component (GO): clathrin coat of trans-Golgi network vesicle; clathrin complex; actin cortical patch
Molecular function (GO): clathrin light chain binding; structural molecule activity
Source: RefSeq, a predicted model, not a curated record